This is a messenger RNA of Anguilla rostrata (American eel), 1558 nucleotides long. Its product is annotated as transmembrane protein 238-like. The record is from RefSeq and is a predicted model, not a curated record. The transcript is spliced from 2 exons. The coding region runs from base 723 to 1232 and encodes 169 amino acids. Lineage: Eukaryota; Metazoa; Chordata; Actinopteri; Anguilliformes; Anguillidae.
AUUUACUGUCUGACCAGACAAAAGGGUAGGGUAGCUUCCGCUGUGUCGUUAUUAAUAACAUAUGCCAAUGUAAGGAAUUUUCAGUCUGAUUUUUUUUUUUUUAAGUACUCUGAAAAAUAUGAAAUGUAAAAACUAAAAUGUAGCCUAUAUAGUAGUGUCGCCUAUGAUUCUUAGGAAGUUUGAAAUAUCUAAAUUACCGUGUAAUAUUUAGCUUCUAGUUUAUAUUUCAAUAAGGCAGGUCUAUAGCUAAUUUUUUUAGAAUACUACAUUUUAAUAUUUUAAACCAAUGUAUGAAUUAAUAACAUGGGCAAAAUACCUCUGAAUUAAAUAAACCGAAGACGACAACCCGAGGACCAAAUUUGUUUACGAGACCUCUAGUAUGUUAUUAUAACUCAACAUUGUUUCAGUCUUUCUUAAAUCUUUUAUCUUUACACUCUUGCACGCGAUUUUAUUACCUGUAGUCCGUUCACCUUUGUAUUUUGCUGGGUCAGACGAUGGUGACGACAUCACCCCCACCCACCUGCGUCGAUACCUUUCGUCCUCACACAGGUAAAUAGCGGUGAAUGUACACCUGGCUGAACGUAGCCUACCUGUAACGACAAAACGGGCAUUAGGCGGAAGAUUUUGAGGUAGAUGGGGUUGGAAACAGAUCACGAAUGAUUCUUUGGGGGGAAAAAUAGAAAGGUGAAACUUUAUUUUGUCAGGACUCUCUUUUUGUCGACAUGGAAACUAAACUUCGGGGACUAGGUCGCUGUUCCUGUGCCUUUUGGCUCGCGGUCGCCUUUGAUACUUUCGGCCUGAUCGUUCUUAUGACCGGAGUGUUCGGGGAUCUGUUCUUCUAUGACUUCCUCAUAUAUGCCGGCGCUAUCAUAAUCUUCCUGAGCCUGAUCUGGUGGGUCUUCUGGUACACUGGAAACAUCGAGGUACCGCCGGAGGAACUUGAGGAUGACGUGGGUUUGUUGAAACGGGACAGAGGUAUCGCAGGUGUCGUGAGGCGCCUGUCCAGUCGUCUGUCCAACAGAAUAAGAAACUCUUUCCGAAGGAAUGGUGCUGUCCACAGCCGCCGCGGGGACCCUGAUGCCAUGCCCCGACAGCCUAUACAAGCCCAGGGUGGCCAGACGCAAGGACCAGAGACGCUUCCCAUGGGUCGGCGUGACAACCUGCACACAGUAUCAGCCGCUGUGGACGGCGAGCCGGCACCCAUCUCCACUACGGAAACUUCGGCUAUAUGAACCCCUAAAGUUGAAGUGAAGAUGCGCGGUCAUGCGGAACACGGGCAUCCGCCUGCGCGCUGUUGCUGUGGAAAUGCAGUCUUUCUCUGCAGUUUACAAGAGAUUAAUGCUUCUGGAACCCGAAAAAGUGAUUGUCUACGUUAUUGUAGAAUGGACAUAAUUUUAUUCAGAUUUGAGUCUAUUUUCUUAUUUGUGUUGCGUUUUAGUAUACUGUAAAUAGACUAAUUCAAGAUAAUUUUUGUACAUGGCUCUUUUUGUACAUGUCUUUUUUUGUACAUGUAAAAUAUCAAGGAGAAAAAUAAAAAUUAAAUGAUUGUCUCGUUUUA